AUGAGCGCGAUUGCUCCGACUGCCCAUGGCAUGGCCGUGCCGGAUACACUGCAUGCCGUGUCUGUCCAGAUCCCCACGUGGCAAGAGAUUUGUGCAAUUGCCCUUGGGGACCUCAAGGCUAUCAAGGCCUUGAAGAAUGGAUACCCCAGGUCCUAUGUGCACAAGAGCAUCCAAGUGCUCGUCGAAGCCUGCGAGAGGGAGUUCUUUCUUGCAGGCGAAAAACCCAUGCUCUUCUCCAACCCCGACGCUGCUCGCGCGUGCAAGGCAUACAUGAGCUCGACCGCCAUCCAUGGCUCCAAAGCCGCCUCCUCGGACGGCAUCUCGCUGCGCAACAUCGAGUUCGGCACGAAAUCAAGUCCCGAGCUCGCUUUACACCUGCCCCCUUUGUAUGCGGUAGUAUACCCGCCCGAAUGGGCUGGACUGGCCACGCUGUUCUGGCGGUUGACCGGCACGGGGAUUUCUUCGCGCAUGGCCGGCCGUUGUCUGCAGGCGCUCGACCGGAUGUGCCAGGUGGAUGUGCCCACACAACUCCCUCCCUCGGUGUUGCACCCCGCCUAUGAAACGAUUCGCACUCGCAUCGCGAAUCUUAUUGAGCGCGCUCCCGUUGAUCCCCCGCGCCCAUCCAAGGUCUCUCCCAACGAUGUCUUCCUCUACCCUUCUGGCAUGUCGGCCAUCUACCACACCCACCAUCUGCUGCUGAACUGGCGCGGCGCCGAAAGCGUGGUCGUCGGGUUUACUUACGAGCUCACAAUCAAGAUCAUGGAGGCCUUUGGCCCGUCGUAUAAGUUCUACGGUGCCGGCACUGAAGCUGAAAUCGACGAGUUCGAGCGCGCCCUGGAGGCCAAACACCGCCAAGGAGUCAAGAUUCAAGCGGUGUGGUGCGAGUGUCCAUCGAAUCCUCUCCUUCGGACCGUUAAUAUGAAGCGAUUGAGGGGCCUGGCCGACAAGUAUGACUUUAUCGUCAUCGUGGACGACACUAUCGGCAGCUUCGCCAAUGUGGAUGUUCUCGGAAUUGCAGAUAUUGUGAUCACAUCGCUGACCAAAUCCUUCAAUGGGUUCGCGGAUGUGCUUGCUGGCAGCACGAUCCUGAACCCGAACUCCCGGUAUUACUGCGAGCUCCAACCGCUCCUCAGCGCGUCAUACAAAAACAACUUGCACGUCGACGACGCAAUCCAGCUCGAGGCCAACAGCCGCGACUUCAUGCAGCGAGCAGCCCAACUGAACGAGACAGCCAACUACCUAGUCGACCGCAUUCACCCCUACGCCGCGGAUCCAAGAAGCGUCGUCAGCAAAGUCUACUACCCGAAAUUGUGCUGGUCCACAGAAAACUACCACGCGCGUAUGCGGCCCGCGACCGAGGAGUUCACGCCAGGGUACGGGGGCCUGUUCACGAUCGAGUUCGUAACGGUACAAGCGGCGAUGGAGUUUUUGAAUUCGCUGCAGCUCCACAAGGGCCCGUCCAUUGGGGCCAAUAUUACGCUGGCUCUUCCGUACGUGCAGAUGGUCUUUCAGAAAGAGAAGGACUGGGCCGCGCGCCAUGGAGUCAAGGAGACGAUCGUGCGGAUCUCGGUGGGUCUGGAGGACAAGGAGGUGCUGUUGGGAUGUCUGCUGCGGGCAUUGCAGAUUGCAGACCAGGGCAAGAGCCACAUUUGA
Molecule: messenger RNA, 1653 nt
Organism: Penicillium alfredii
Lineage: Eukaryota; Fungi; Ascomycota; Eurotiomycetes; Eurotiales; Aspergillaceae
Exons: 3
Coding region: 1-1653 (550 amino acids)
Biological process (GO): transsulfuration
Molecular function (GO): cystathionine gamma-synthase activity; pyridoxal phosphate binding
Source: RefSeq, a predicted model, not a curated record